CAAAUCGCACACGGGCAUCAGUUUUUGCUUGAUUGACUCAAAGAGUUCAACUCCUCGCAAGCUACUUUAUUUUUUAAUCUUGAACUUUCCAUUUGUGGAAUUUUGAAGAGUUUAUCGUCGAAGAUGUCUGACGCAUUCGGAUUCAUCAAGGACUUCCUGGCUGGAGGGAUCUCCGCCGGAGUCUCCAAGACGGUCGUGGCACCCAUCGAGCGUGUCAAGCUGCUCCUUCAGGUGCAAGCUGUGUCUAAGGACAUCCCCAAGGACAAGCAGUACAAGGGCAUCGUGGACUGCUUCUCCCGCGUGACAAAGGAGCAGGGCGUGGCAUCGCUGUGGCGCGGCAACCUGGCCAACGUCAUCCGCUACUUCCCCACCCAGGCUCUCAACUUCGCCUUCAAGGACACCUAUAAGAAGGUCUUCCUGGGCGGCGUGGACAAGAAGACCCAGUUCUGGCGCUACUUUGCCGGAAACCUGGCGUCCGGCGGUGCAGCAGGGGCCACAUCCCUGUGCUUCGUCUACCCGCUGGACUUCGCCCGGACCCGCCUGGCUGCCGAUGUUGGAGGCGGCGGCAAGCGCGAGUUUAACGGCCUCGGCGACUGCCUGAAGAAGAUCUACAGGGCCGACGGCAUGUACGGACUGUACCGCGGCUUCGGAGUGUCCGUGCAGGGCAUCAUCGUCUACCGCGCCGCCUACUUCGGCGGCUUCGACACCGCCAAGGGCAUGGUGCCUGCCGAGUACAACAACUUCUUCCUGACGUGGGCCAUCGCCCAGGGAGUGACCACCGCCUCUGGAGUCAUCUCCUACCCGUUCGACACAGUGCGGCGCCGCAUGAUGAUGCAGUCUGGCCGCAAGGAGGUCCUCUACAAGAACACCCUGGACUGCUGGAGCAAAAUCCUCAAGACCGAGGGGUCGUCAGCUUUCUUCAAGGGAGCCUUCUCCAACGUUCUCCGCGGCAUGGGCGGCGCCUUCGUGCUGGUCCUGUACGACGAGAUCAAGAAGGUCUUGUAAGAAGCCUUGAGAACAGUUCCAGUUCCUUAAGAUCUCAGGAAUGAUGUAAAUUUGAUGAUUGACAUUCCAGAAGGAAUGAGACUUUUUGAUGAGAUACCUAAUUUUGUAAUUGCUUGUAGAUAGUGGCUAUGUUUAAGUGCUAUUUAUUGCCGCUAUAAAACUGUGUAUUAGAAAA
Branchiostoma floridae (Florida lancelet) is the source of this 1180-nucleotide messenger RNA. RefSeq names its product ADP,ATP carrier protein-like. NCBI's taxonomy places the organism in Eukaryota, Metazoa, Chordata, Leptocardii, Amphioxiformes, Branchiostomatidae. Gene Ontology annotation, biological process: mitochondrial ATP transmembrane transport; mitochondrial ADP transmembrane transport. The transcript is spliced from 2 exons. Gene Ontology annotation, molecular function: ATP:ADP antiporter activity. The record is from RefSeq and is a predicted model, not a curated record. The coding region runs from base 124 to 1005 and encodes 293 amino acids. Gene Ontology annotation, cellular component: mitochondrial inner membrane.